Molecule: messenger RNA, 1380 nt
Organism: Hypoxylon trugodes
Lineage: Eukaryota; Fungi; Ascomycota; Sordariomycetes; Xylariales; Hypoxylaceae
Product: putative aminotransferase family protein
Exons: 3
Coding region: 1-1380 (459 amino acids)
Source: RefSeq, a predicted model, not a curated record
AUGACAAUCAAAUACCACCCCAAGGAAGAGGAGAAGGGAGAAGCGACAAUGUCGACGACGGAUAUAUCUUCUCUCAGCAAUCCCGAGGUCCCCUUUGGUGUACCAAUGCGCAAAGCGCACUUCGCCUUUGGCCCGCACUAUACCCCGCUAAAUCAUGGAUCAUACGGAACAGCACCGAUAUCCGUAUUGCGCAAGCACGAGGCCUUCCGCGCCGAAGUUGAAGCUGCUCCGGAUCCCUUCAUCGCUCUCGAAUUCCACGAUCGCCUAGCACCACAACGCGCCCUCGCUGCUAAAGUCUUAAACUGUCCUAACCUUAAUGAGCUGGUUUUCGUACCUAACGCUACCACUGGCUCAGACACAGUUCUUAAGAAUCUAGUCUGGGAAGAAGGGGACGUAAUCUUGUGCUAUGAACUUAUUUACGAAGCCCUUGCGCACGGCAUAUCUUGGAUUGAAGAAUCGCGUGGUGUCGGUGUGCAUGUUGUGCGUGUAGCGUGGCCGAUAUCCGACGAUGACCUCAUAAACGCCAUGGUCGACGCCGCGCGGAAGAUCAAUGCGGAGCCUGGGCGUAGGGUGAGACUCGCGAUUAUAGAUACCAUCAUCAGCAUGCCCGGGAUACGGGUACCAUUCGAGCGGCUAGUCCCCGCGCUACAAGCCGAGGGUGCAUUAGUAUUGGUAGAUGGCGCGCAUGGAAUCGGGCAGAUCGAUAUUGACCUUGCAAGGUUAAAGCCAGAUUUCUUUGUGACGAAUCUACAUAAGUGGUAUUUUGUGCCGAGAGGUUGCGCCGCGUUUUAUGUUGCUAGGAAACACCAGCAUUUAAUUCGAACGACGCUACCAACGAGUCAUGGGUUUAGGCCGAAGGGGAGGUUGGGCGGACUAGGAGAGACCGAGAAGAGGAGUGCGUUUGUAGAUAUGUUUGAUUUCACUGGUACCGCCGAUACCACGGCUUGGCUCUGUGUUCAAGAUGCUCUCGACUUCCGCGCCAAUGUUUGUGGUGGCGACGCAGCCAUCCAGAAAUAUUGCCACACCGUAGCGCAAGAAAGCGCCGCCAUCGCCGCCGAAAUUCUAGGAACAUCGAUCAUGGACUCUGCGAAUUCCUGUAUCCGAGAUUGCUUCUUCGCCAAUGUGCAACUGCCGCUCGAGAUAGGUACAGACGCACAUGGUAAAAUCGAUCCAGCGCAUGCAGAUAAAGUGUCAGACUGGUUCAAGGUAACUGGUUCCCGCGAGAAUGGUGUGUAUUUUCAGACCGUCCUCUAUAGGGAUGUCUGGUGGUGGCGUAUUAGCGGUAUGGUAUACGUCGAAGUAGAGGAUUUUAAGAGGGGAGCCGAGAUCCUAAGGAGCUUGUGCGAGAGGGUUAGGAAUGGUGAACAUAUCACGGGGUAA